Elaeis guineensis (African oil palm) is the source of this 2559-nucleotide messenger RNA. RefSeq names its product G-type lectin S-receptor-like serine/threonine-protein kinase LECRK2. The record is from RefSeq and is a predicted model, not a curated record. Gene Ontology annotation, molecular function: protein serine/threonine kinase activity; ATP binding. Gene Ontology annotation, biological process: recognition of pollen; protein phosphorylation. Lineage: Eukaryota; Viridiplantae; Streptophyta; Magnoliopsida; Arecales; Arecaceae.
AGGAAUUUCUCAUUAUAAUUUCUCAUUAUCGCUACUGAGUCAUUACCUGCUCCAGUUUUUACUCUCAAUUACUUGCAAUCAGUCCACGAAAGAAUCUAUAGAGCACAGGAUAUUAGCAACUCCUCGCAAUCCUUUCUUGGUCGUUUUCUCUAAUGGCUUCAGCAACAUCCUACCUCCUCUUCCUCUCAAUCUUCUCAUCAGUGUUAGCAUUGGAAGCAGCUCAACCGAGGCAGUCCAACAUAAACUUGGAGAGCUCUCUCCAUCCCUCCACCAACCCUACAUCAUGGCUCUCACCAAAUGGACGUUUUGCCAUCGGAUUCUACCCAGAAGGCAGUGGCUACUUUGUGGGGAUAUGGUUUGUGACAUCUGAUGAAAACACCACCAUUAUUUGGACAGCAGAGCGAGACGGUCCGCCAGUUUCCAAAGAUGCUGUAUUAAAGCUAACCUCGGGAGGACUUGAGCUAGAAGGGAGGUCCAUCUCGCAGUUUAGCAUGGAUUCAUAUGCUUCCUCUGCCUCCAUGCUCGACUCUGGGAACUUUGUCAUCUAUGGUUCCAACUUAGAAAUCAUAUGGCAAACCUUUGAUAUUCCAACUGAUACGAUCGUGGCAGGUCAGAUGCUACCCCCUCGAUCCGAGCUCAUCUCCAGCAUCUCAGAAACAAAUCACUCGAGCGGGAAGUUUCGGCUCGAGAUGCAGCACGAUGCGAACCUCGUUUUGUAUCCUAUGGGCACAUUAGAUGAUCCUGAGGAUGCUUACUGGUCUACAAACACAGGUGAAAACCCCAACCUGAACCUAAGUCUACAUUUCAGCAAUGAUGGCCGCCUUUACUUGCUCGGUCACAACUUCACAAGAAACAUAACCACUGCCUACCAAAGCAAGCCAACCCUAGUUUAUCGUGCAACAUUGGACAUCGAUGGGAGAUUCAAAUUAUAUUCUCAUGAUUUCAAGUCAAAUGCAACGGAGGUUUUAGCUGAAUUCCCAGAUUCAGCAGAUCAGUGCAAGGUCAAAGGCACCUGUGGCUCAAACAGCUACUGCAGUUCUGCAGCUGGGCCAGCGGUAUGCUCAUGUUUGCCUGGUUUUUAUUUUCUUGAUGCUAAUAGAACAUCGAAUGGAUGCACGAGGAACUUCACCGGUGAUGGUUGCUCCUUGAACUAUGAUCGUGUGAUGCAAAACAUGUCUACUUUGGAGAACUUAGUGUGGGUAAUUCGCUAUGGAGCGCCAGACUCUAUUACGAACAAGGAAGAUUGCAAAAAGAAAUGUUUGGAAGAAUGCAAAUGUGAUGCCGCUCUGUUUAACAACAACACAUGCAGUAUGCUUAAAUUUCCAUUGGAAUAUGGUUACGAAGAUGAAAAUGACGCGACUACAACAUUCAUUAAGGUGGUUACCAUAAGCCCUGAGGGAGGACGUCAAAGCCCUGCUGCAGUUCCAAUUACUGCGAUGAAGAAAAAGUUCCGCACUAAGAUCUGGAUUGUGUCUCUGGCUAUUAUUGCUGGCUUAUCAUGCACCGUUGAUGUUUUUGCUUUAUUUAUUUAUAGAAGCCAUAGAAUGUUGGGGAGAAACAGAGAGCUUGGUUUGGUUGAUGAAAUAGCACCCAGAUGUUUUUCAUACCAUGAGUUGAGGGAAGCAACAGAUGAUUUUAAGGAACAACUAGGCAAGGGAGCCUUUGGAACUGUAUUCAAGGGGAGCUUGUCUAAUGGUGAAAGAGCCAUUGCUGUAAAAAGGCUUGAGAGGAUGGUGGACGAGGGUGAAAGAGAGUUCCAGACAGAGAUGAGGACCAUCGGAAGAACUCACCAUAAGAACUUGGUAAGGCUGCUAGGGUUUUGUGAUGAAGGACCUAACAAGCUCCUAGUUUAUGAGUGCAUGAGCAAUGGUUCACUUGCAGACCUUAUCUUCAAGACCAAAAGACGCCUGUAUUGGGAUGACCGGGUAAGAAUUGCACUCGAUGUAGCCAGAGGAAUUCUUUAUCUGCAUGAAGAGUGUGAUACACGUAUCAUACAUUGCGACAUAAAGCCUCAGAACAUACUGAUGGAUGACAAUUGGACAGCAAAGCUAUCAGAUUUUGGAUUAGCAAAACUGCUGACGCCGAGUCAGACAAGAACAUUCACAUGCAUAAGAGGGACAAGAGGGUACCUCGCACCAGAAUGGCACAAGAAUGCACCAAUAACAGUCAAGGCAGAUGUUUACAGCUUUGGCAUUGUGUUGUUAGAGAUUGUGUGCUGCAGGAAAAAUAUGGAAUUGGAAGCUGAAGUGGAUGCAAUUGUUCUUCUGGACUGGGUUUCUCAAUGUUUUGCAUCUGGAGAGUUAGAGAAGCUGAUAUCUGAUGAAGUAGAUAUGACGGAAUUGGAUAGGCUUGUGAAAGUGGGGUUAUGGUGCACGCAGUCUGAACCAGCUCUUCGGCCUGCAAUGAAGAAUGUGGUGAUGAUGCUGGAAGGAAAUAUUGAAGUAUCCCUUCCUCCAAGACCAGAUUCUAGCUCCUGAUGACCAAACGUCAUGAAGCCAGUUUAAGAUCUCUCAUGGUAUGCAUGGCGAUUUCUGUUCCCAAUAAGCAAUGUGCACUCCU